AUGCUAAACUUCACAGGACAAACGAAGAAAAGAACGGUCAAUCUUGGCGACCGGAAAUCGGUGCCUCGAGGACGGAACUUUCUUGAACAGACGAAAUUGCAGAGACAGCAGCGUGAAGAGUUGCGUACUAGAGAGAGGAGUGCUGCGUUGAUCCAGCGGUAUAUCAGACGGUGGCAGGAAUUGCUGGACGUGCUGAGUGAAUUUGUUGGGGGCUGGGAUGAAGAUGGUGAUUGGAACGUUCGGGCGGUUCAGCUUGGUCUUUACUCGAGGUACUGUUCGAGACUGGCUCCAGUGGGCCAGGUGGUCCACAAGCUAGUGGUGAGCCUGGGUGGCCAAUUGGGGGAGAGGGCGGUUUUGGUGACUUAUGCGCUGAUUAACAGGCUACUACGGAACGGUAGGGAUGAACGGAGUCUUGUGGCUAGCUUGUACCUGUUGUUGGUUGAGUAUGGUGCUCCACAGGUGCCAAAUGAGGCAUUUAGAGGUAUUAUCAGAAGGCUACAGAUGGCGGAGGAGUGUGAAGAGGCUACGAAAUGUAUAUUUCUUAUCAACUCGGCGGAUCCAGAUGGCCAGUUUCUUUCAUUUCUUGCGGCUUACCGUCCAGCUGCUGCUGAUACUGAACUUGCCAAUGUCGCUUCGUCUGCGGUGCUUGCCACUGACCAUAACGUGCUUUUGAACCUUUCCAACCAGCAAAAAGUGGCUCUUUUGGUUUCGGUGAUUACUUUGCAGGGUGAAGACGUUAUUCUGCCUUCUGCUUACCAUGUUCACGCUAGAAUACUAUCUACAAUGUCUACAGUCGCCUUGACGUCUGAGGAACCAGAGGACGAGGAGUACGGACCGCCUCAGAAACAAACCCUCAUAUCAAGGGAAGAUAUGGACGCUGUGCUCAACCUAUACACAUCGAAAUAUGUUUCUUUGGUGAUGAAUCAGCUUGUCAGUGUUGAUGUUGGUGGACACGAUGCAAAUGUUGCCAUGCAAACGAUAGCAACGCUCAUGCACCUUGUACAACCUCCAACUAAGCUCUGUAUGCUUAUUACGAUCACCCCUGGUUCCCAUAAACGUUUCUUCCAAGAGCUCAAUAGGGAUCCUAUUUUCAAGCACUUCCUUGAGGCAGAGAACUCGAGGGAUUAUCUACUGGGAGAUGAAAUCGAACAAUACCGCUCUUUGUUGAGCAACAGCAUGUUCUGGAAUACGCUUUACACGUUCCAAGAGAUCAUGUCAUAUUGGCUCUUUGUCAGUAAUGAUUUGGAGAGCUUCAGUGAAGAGAAGAUUUCAAAAGCAGAGGCAGUUGUGCUUUCGAAGUUUUUGAAGAUUUUAACACUUACACUCAUUUUCAACACCAACAAACCUGAUCCAGCAAGAGUAUUUGGUGAUAUUCAGAAGCUCAAGGCAUCCUCUUUGAACUUACUUAACCUGCUUUACUUCAAAAACUUGAGAAUCAAGUUCCUUCCUGAAGCGUUUUGGAAGCUUAAGCAUCUUAAUUUCGAUAUAGACAGCAUGAUUGUGCUCGUUCUAGAUGACCAGAUGAGCGACUCGCAUCAUGAUGAUGACUAUGAUUCGGAAACAGAACACACAGUGCCUCAAGUGAGGUCCAAGCGCACCAACGAUGCUAUUGCUAAACUUGAAGUCUUGGAUAAGGUGUCAUACUUUAUCGACUUUAAGGAUAGAGUGAAGGUUUUCCAGAGCAUCAUUGAGAGUGAUCGCCAAAACCUACCAAGCAAUAACGCUUUUGGUUUCUUCAUGGAGAACCCUCCUCUGCGCUUUGAAGCCGAUAUUUCUAGAGGCUCCGUACUCGAGGAUGCCUUCAAAAACUUUUAUCAUUUGGGCCACAAGUUCAAGGAGAGAAUUUCUGUUACAUUCCACAGUGAACAUGGUCCUGAAGCUGGUAUUGAUGGCGGUGGUAUCACCAAAGAAUUCUUGACUUCUGUGGCUAUGGAAGGUUUUGAUCCAAAUCUGAAGCAGGCUUUGUUUAAGGAGUCUCCAGCAAAUAACGAACUUUAUCCCAACGACGAUAUCUACAUGAGCGUUCACGAGAAGCUUGACUUGAAGAGACAGCAAGAAAGACUUCUUUACAUCCAGUUCCUUGGCAUGACGAUCGGAAAGUGUUUUUACGAGAAUGUCUUGAUCGACAUUGAGUUUGCACCCUUCUUUUUGACAAAGUGGACUAGUGCACUCAGCGCCGCCAAAAACUCCGUCAACGACCUCCAAUACUUGGACGUGGAACUUUACCACAACCUCAUGAAAUUGCUUGAAAUGAGCGAGAGCGAGAUCAAGGCUUUAGACUUGAACUUCACCAUCAACGAAGUUGUCCAGGACAGAGUGGUCAAAUUCGAUCUUCAGCCUCCACACGGUGAAAGUGUCAGUGUCACCACCACCAAUCGUUUAAAUUACAUCCACGAGGUUGCAAACUUUAAACUCAACCAGUGUCUCUACCUCCCAUCCAAGCACUUCUUGGAAGGAUUGCAUAGAAUCAUCGACCGCAAGUGGCUCAACAUGUUUGACCCAUUUGAACUCCAGAUGUUGAUCAGCGGAGGCGAGGUGACUGUCAAUGUGGAAGACUGGAAGAACAAUGUCAACUAUGGCGGGUACUUUGACGACGAUAUCACCGUCAAGUACUUCUGGGAAGUGGUUGAAGAAAUGGAUUCCAAAGAACGUGGACGUCUCAUCAAAUUCGUCACGUCUGUCUCCAAAGCACCACUUCUUGGUUUUGGUUCCCUCAGUCCCAGAUUUGGCAUUCGCAACAGUGGUCGUUACCCAGACAGGCUCCCUACAGCAGUGCCUAAGAGAGUCUCUCAAUUGCAAAGAUCCUUUCACGUAUCUUUACCCAGAAAGAUCAUCAACCCAUUGUUACCGUUUGAUGUUUUGGAAGAGGUGAAGGACGACGAGUUAGAUGAAGAAAACAAGACGCUAUCGAAAGAUAAGAAGAGGUUGAUUCAACAAAAGAGAAAGAUUGUCAAGAAGUAUAACGAUGAAAAGGAGAAACACAGUGACGACGAUGACAAGAACAAGCAAGAGCCUGCGAUUACAAAAGACAUAACCACUGAGGUUCAGGGCCUAGGAUGGAGUGAACUGCUUCGACAAGGCAGUGGAGGCAGUGGAGGGGGAGGGGGAGGUAAUGGACCGCCUAAUAAGAAUGACCAGGACGAUAAGGAUGCUGAAAAGAAAGAAGAAGAGAAGAAGCAGGAGAAAGAAGAACGUGAGGAAGAGAAGGAAGAAGAGAAGAUAGAUGAAAAACUCGAGGAAGAAGAGUCCAAGUCGAAGUUCCGUGAAACCAUGGAGAAGUUGGGCCGGUUCUUGUUCAAGUGCUUGGAGACAAUUGGUAUCACGCUCAGUUCGGUUGGUAUUCUCGGGCUUUCUGGGUACUUGUACCAUCAGAUCUAUAACCGUCAGGUCUUGGAGAAGAUGGGUCUGGCGUUUGAAAGUGGGGAUCCAGCGUACCAAUUGGCGGUGCAUAAGAAGACGAAUAAGAGGCCAGAUACGGAAGAGGAAGAGAGUAAUGAUGAUCUUUCUGGGUUUUGGGUCAAUAGACCUCAACAGCGGUUGCUAGAUGAUAUCGUUUCUGGUAAGAUCAGAGGACGGUACUUUCUUGUGGUUGGCGAAAAGGGAACGGGAAAGACAACGUUGAUUAUGGAGGCAAUGAAGAAGAUAGACGGGAAGAAUGUUGCUAUUUUCGAUGCCCAUGCUGACCCCGAGAUCUUUAGAAUCAGACUAGGCCGGGCAUUGAACUUUGCCUAUUCUGAGGAUUACAUUGGCUCGUUGUUCAGUAUGAGAGGUCCUCGUGAUACCACGGCUCUUUUGGAUAUAGAGAGGGCGUUCAACAAGUUGGAAACGCUUGCCAUUGAGAGAAGGAUGCUGGGUAAGAGUGAAAAGCCAUUGAUUAUGAUUAUCAACAAUCUGCAUUUAAUCAAGGAAAACGAAGAGGGCGUCAAGCUUUUGGAGCUCCUCCAGCAAAAAGCUGAAGGGCUCAGUGGCAGCGAUUUGGUCACUAUGGUGUUCAACUCUGACGAUUACUGGGUUUAUGAAAAGCUCAAGCGGUUGGGAACCAGACUAGAGCUCAUCAACGUAAGAGAUUUCAACCGUGAAGAGACCGUCAAGGUCCUACAGUUCAUCAGAGGCAAGCAUUGGCCAGUUUCAAAGCACCCUGACCAAAGACUUGACGAAGAGUCGUGCCACAAGAUCUACGAUUUGAUUGGCGGUCGUCCUCAGCAUAUCAGUCAAGUAGCCAGGCACAAGGACGUGAUCCACGCUUGUAACGAGAUCAUUGACCGUGAAAAGACAUGGUUUCUUAACCAGUGUGGGCUUCUAGGAGAAGGAAUGGAUGAUGAUGUGAUGGAGUUUGGAAAAUUUGCAACCAGUGCCAUGUUCCUCAUGCGAGUGUUUGUUGAAAUGGACAGACAACGAAUGAAUACGCUAAUUCAAUCGAAAGGUGCCGCCACAGAGCACUGGAAGAACCACCACCUACCAGAACUCCCACUCUGGAGAGCCCGGCAGAUCAUGACCCGGCCCGAUUUCAUCCAGCAGUACGAUAAUCUCAAUAUCUUUACCGUGGACUCGGACUCACGGGUGCGUGCCGAUUCAGUUCCGAUGAUGAGAGCGUUCCAUGAAAUUGCAUCACAGCCCCAUUUCGACGAAUUACUAGAGAAUACCGCCGACCGAGUAGACGCCAUUGAGUCGCUUGGACGUACGCGAGAGUUGGUUAUGAAAGAUUUAGUCCAUGGCCAACGGUAUGACAUCACGAAAAAAGGGGAAGGCUUCGCCGUAAGCAUGGACGAUAAACAGAACCAAGAGGACGAGUGUGAAGAGCAAAUGCUCAUGGAAGAAGUCAGCAAAAGCGCCCACCGCAAGAAAUGGUGGGAACGACGCAUGGGGUCGUUCGACCAGCUGUACUUGCCCAGAGAGCCGGACCCCGGUGAUAGCAAGCAAGGAUAG
Messenger RNA from Candidozyma haemuli, 4926 nucleotides. RefSeq lists its product as uncharacterized. The coding region runs from base 1 to 4926 and encodes 1641 amino acids. The record is from RefSeq and is a predicted model, not a curated record. The transcript has 2 exons. Gene Ontology annotation, molecular function: ubiquitin-protein transferase activity. NCBI's taxonomy places the organism in Eukaryota, Fungi, Ascomycota, Pichiomycetes, Serinales, Metschnikowiaceae.